Messenger RNA from Cannabis sativa, 1144 nucleotides. RefSeq names its product pyrroline-5-carboxylate reductase. Gene Ontology annotation, molecular function: pyrroline-5-carboxylate reductase activity. Lineage: Eukaryota; Viridiplantae; Streptophyta; Magnoliopsida; Rosales; Cannabaceae. The record is from RefSeq and is a predicted model, not a curated record. Gene Ontology annotation, biological process: L-proline biosynthetic process. Bases 103 to 924 code for a protein of 273 amino acids. The transcript is spliced from 7 exons.
AGUAGUUUAGCAAACUAGUAGGAGCCGUUUAGGAGGAGCAGCUAUCUGAAAUUUUGGACUAUUUCAGGAGUUUUUGUGUUGGUGACCAGAGAUUAGACAAUCAUGGAGGUGUUUCCCAUCCAGGCAGAUACAUACAAGAUAGGGUUUAUCGGAGCAGGAAAAAUGGCGGAGAGUAUUGCCAGGGGAGUGGUCCGAUCUGGCGUCUUGCCCGCUUCUCGUAUCUCUACAUCUCACUCCAAAACUGAUCGACGCCAAGUCUUUGAGUCCUUUGGAGUCAAAGUUCUCCCUAAGAACGACGACGUUGUUGAAGAGAGCGAUGUGGUUAUUUUCUCAGUGAAGCCUCAAGUUGUUAAAGAUGUGGUCUUGCAAUUGAAGCCACUUCUUUCCAAGAAGAAGCUUCUAGUUUCAGUUGCUGCAGGAGUCAAAUUGAAAGACUUGCAGGAAUGGGCGGGUCAAAGCCGAUUUAUCAGAGUAAUGCCAAAUACUCCUGCUGCUGUUGGCGAGGCUGCGUCAGUGAUGAGCCUGGGGGGAGCUGCAACUGAAGAAGAUGGCAAUCUGAUAGCCAAUUUAUUUGGAUCCAUUGGGAAAAUAUGGAAAGCUGAUGAAAAAUUGUUUGAUGCUGUUACUGGCUUAAGUGGUAGUGGCCCUGCAUACGUAUUUUUGGCCAUUGAAGCUUUGGCAGAUGGGGGAGUUGCUGCAGGGUUACCGCGAGACUUAGCUUUGGGCCUGGCUUCUCAAACAGUUCUUGGAGCAGCAUCUAUGGCCACAAAAUCUGGAAAGCAUCCUGGCCAGCUUAAAGAUGACGUUGCAUCACCUGGUGGGACUACUAUUACUGGUGUUCACGAGUUGGAGAAGGGUGGACUCCGUGGCCUGUUCAUGAACGCUGUUGUUGCUGCUGCAAAGCGCAGCCGCGAACUGUCUUAGAGUUUUCUUCUACUCAUGAAAUCAUCAACCCAUGCUUCUGACUCGGGCAAUCAGUUUCAGAUAUGCUCUUCUAGAUUAGUAGUAAGCUUCUAGAGUAGUCGGUGAAGACACUUUUCAUUUUAUUUUCGAUAUUUCGACAGGAUUUUCUCUUCCUUUGACAAUAAAGAAAUUUUCAAAUUUAUAAUAUAUAUGAUUAUGCAGCAGCAAAUUAAAUUAAAAA